This is a messenger RNA of Mercenaria mercenaria, 2451 nucleotides long. RefSeq lists its product as uncharacterized. NCBI's taxonomy places the organism in Eukaryota, Metazoa, Mollusca, Bivalvia, Venerida, Veneridae. The coding region runs from base 116 to 1771 and encodes 551 amino acids. The record is from RefSeq and is a predicted model, not a curated record. The transcript is spliced from 6 exons.
AUGCAUGUAUAAAUGUUACAAAAAUACGACCGCGUGAGAGAUAACAAAUGAAAAAGUGAAUAUAAGCACGGAAUUUAAAGAAACGAAACACAAUUAAAGUUUAGAAUCAAUAACAAUGGAGGUGCUCGUAAUAUGGAUACUACUUAACGAAUGUUUGAUGUCAGCAACAUGUCAUUCAUCAACUCUAUGUUUUCAACAGCGACCAAAAGUAGACGACAGUAAAAUUUGCGAGCAAGAGUCUGACAAAUUAUCAUGUAAUGAAGACGAGGUUAUAAAGAUCAACAAUGUUCGUUAUGCAAGGAACGACAACUCUGGUAAGGGAACCUGCGAUCAUUGCUCUGGGAAAUUCACUACAGCAGACUGGCAAAUAAGUUUAACCUCGUUCAAAUCCAAAAUAUACCAAUAUUGUUCAAAGCAGAAUAAAUGUUUAUUAAACGAUGUUGCAAAGCCAAGCACAACAGAAAGCGACAAAGAAUAUCUAUGGCAAGCCAUCAUAACAUACGAUUGCAUUAACACAGGUUUGUUCAAAGAUAUUUGUUCAUCAUGGGAGAAGACACUGAAGUACGAGUCGUUAUAUAUCACGUAUAAUGCCACGGAGGCUGUUCUGGGAUAUUGUAGCUGUAUAAUUAAAGGGGCGGCGAUCGCAUUCAUUGUUGAUUACAGACCAUAUCACAUCUGUUCUGAUACAACAUUCAUUGUUGAUGGUAAACUGUUGACCACGUGUUCACAAGGAGGUCACCCUUCAAUAUUUAAUGAACCUAUAAGCUAUUCUCGCGAUGGUAUUAAUUUAACGGUUUUAUUUUCAAAAUCUCCUCCCCAGAUGUUUUGGCUUAGAAUUACAGCCUUUGCGCAUGUUCACUGCUAUGCCGAAAGACAAGUGACAAGAUCGACUGCCACAAUUCUAACAAAUUCAGAAGCUACAUUAACAACGACAACAACAACAUCACGAAAUCAACAGACAGAAAUAUUCAUAUCUGGUUCUGCAAACACAGUGAUGACAACAGAAAAGAGAUUGUCUCAGAAAGAUGACAUUGACGGUAGUGAAAUUCCCGUUUUAGCCAUAGUUGUCGGAAUUGUAUGUUUGACGGCUCUUGUUGUUGCGGGAAUCCUGACGUAUAUUUUCUGUAAAAGGAGAGCAUGCAGACUUGCUCAAAAGAAGCACAAGCGCAAUGGAUUCAAUGCAGUUCAUUUUAAAGCUGAAAAGACAGGCAAACCGACAAUUUCAAUUAUCAUGAAUGAUGUAUUGUACCAAGAUGCUGAAGAUAUAACUAAUUCAAAUUCGGCUUUCAAUAAUCAAGAAACAACCGCAUACUCUGAUUAUUUAGAACCAGUCCAAGCGAUUGCAGACGGCUCGAAGGCAAAUGAUAACAUAGAGAAUACAAAUACUGCUUUGUAUGAAAACAUAGCUAAUGACAACGAAAAACAAUGCAGUAUGAAAUUAGCAACAAAAGAGAACGAAUGCAAAUGCAAAUGCAAGUACACACAAGUGAUUAAAGACAGAAAGAAUAAUGGUGUGUAUAAUUCUGUCACUGAAAUAGAUGAUUAUUCACAUAUACGUGGUUUCAAGAACAAUUCUGUGCCAAAAUGUACGGAUGAUUACGCACAUACUAAAAUCCGUCAAGAGAGCAAAAGUUCACAGGAACUUGAUAUAUACAGUCAUUUUAACAAAGAAGAUAUUUCCAACAGUGGUGACUGCCAGUCUGUUCAAGAGAAUAACGAAAACGACGAAAUAAAUGAAUAUGACCACCUUGAAAAUUACUCGAAUGCAUGAAAAUUAUUGCAAUAGAAUUUAACAGCAUGCGGAUAUAAUUAUAGGUUAUUAGCUUUGUAUCGGAAAAUAUGCACGACUUCUUCAGCGGAAAUGUGCCAAAUUGUACGGAUGAUUGCGCACAUACUAAAAUCCGUCAAGAGAAUAAAAGUUUACAGGAACUUUCAGUUUAUAUAUACAGUCAUUUAAACAAAGAAGGUAUUUUCAACAGUGGUGAAUGCCAGUCUGUUCAAGAGAAUAACGAAAACGACGAAAUAAAUGAAUAUGACCACCUUGAAAAUUCUUCCGCUGAAUAACGAGUGCAUAUUUCCCGAUGCAAAGAUAAUAACUUUUUUAUUACAUACGCAUCUACACGUAAAAAUAUAAUGUAAAUAUCAUAAAUAUGUUAAAUAGCCUGAAAACGAUUGACAAUACUGAUUUAAAAAGAAAAAAUAGUGCAACAACACACACUGAAUUACGUCAUGCACCCGAAAUGAAAUUCUGGUGUCAGUGUAUGGAAAAAUAUUGACGUUUCCUGUACCAGUGUAGAGGAAUAGAAACAAGUAUAUGAUAAUGAUCUGUAUGGAACUAUUGGUGAUAACUUGUAAUGCUAUGCUCAUUAAGUUUCACUGUUGAAUUGCGUUACAAUUUCAUGAACAUAUAAUCUGAUACGAGGGUCAUUCUAAAAAUAAUGAUAAUCCUGA